Molecule: messenger RNA, 797 nt
Organism: Paecilomyces variotii
Lineage: Eukaryota; Fungi; Ascomycota; Eurotiomycetes; Eurotiales; Thermoascaceae
Product: PDZ-binding protein
Exons: 3
Coding region: 245-616 (123 amino acids)
Biological process (GO): cytoplasmic microtubule organization
Molecular function (GO): microtubule binding
Source: RefSeq, a predicted model, not a curated record
CUAACGGAUACAUAUCGCCUCUAUUUCAAUCGAAAGUACCUAUUUACCAUUACUUCAUCAACCUGCAUCAACUUGACAGUACGCUCUAGUAAAGCAUCGAAUCCACAGCAAAGAGUACCUUUUCAGACCUCAACAUCCUUGACUUGAUUCUCAAGUACACGUGACGCCACACGGGCUCCGUCCCGUAUUAUCUGUCCGAUCAGCUCGUGCGCCACCGGCCAGACAACGAGUCGUGUCGCCCGUCAUGGUCUGCGGUAAAUGCCAGAAGAAGCUCCAGAAGACUGAGCUGGCUACUCCGGGCGUGAAGCGGAAGAAUGAUAUGUACUACGGCUCUCCGUCUACUACGUUAGGUGGCGGCGGAGAUGCCAAGUCUAAGCCGACUUUGGGGAAUACGGGGAUCAGUAAGAACAAACUCUUGAGUGCAAAGGCAAAGAACCCCUACGCUGCAUACGCAUCUUCAUGCGACCAAUGCAAAACCAAGGUCGAGCAGGGCCGCAAAUACUGUCAGACAUGUGCGUAUAAAAAGAAUGCAUGUCCGAUGUGUGGAAAGAGUUUGAGUUCAAAGACCUCGACAACCCAGCCGGUUGUACAGGGGCAGAAGUUUAAUUUGAAGUAGGAUGGGGUGAUCUUGUGAUAUGCUGUUGUGGUGAUGAUUUAUUUCAUAUUUGUGGUAAUAUUGUUUCUUGAUGGCAUUGUCCAAGAGAUUGGGUAUUAUGAUUGGGAGUUUUAGGAGUUACUUAUAGGAGCGCUCAAUGGGAAUGGAGAAACUUGAAAAUCAUUUUGCGAACUGAUAAUAG